Saccostrea echinata is the source of this 756-nucleotide messenger RNA. Its product is annotated as protein LTO1 homolog. The record is from RefSeq and is a predicted model, not a curated record. Lineage: Eukaryota; Metazoa; Mollusca; Bivalvia; Ostreida; Ostreidae. The coding region runs from base 35 to 448 and encodes 137 amino acids. The transcript has 6 exons.
UAGCUAAACUAUUUCAGAGAAAAUUUUAUUAAAAAUGACCAGUAAUGAAGACGACAUAUUUCACGACAUUAUAAUGUCUGAAGAGAGGUUCCACCAAGAGGGUUACAGUGCUGGACUGAGUGUAGGCAGAGAAAGAGGUUGUCAAGAGGGAUGCAAGCUUGGCUGGGAGAAAGGUGCCGCUAUUGGCUCAGAGAUUGGAUUUUAUUCUGGUUUUUCUGGAAUUCUUCUUGAGAAAUUUAAAGAUGAUGACAAGAAACAAAGAGUUUGCAAGGUUUUACAGGGUGUGAUAAAACUCAUUGAAGAGCUUCCUUUAUUUGAUCCCACCAAUGAGGAACUGUUUGACAAACUGGAGAAAAUCAGGGCCAAAAUAAAACAGGUAAAUUCUUUAUUACCAAUCAACAUAGAAUUCCAAGGAGCCAAACAAGACGUGAAAGGAAUUUCAUUCUAAAAUUAAAAAGGAAAACAAAACAGUCCUUGAUGAUCUUUUUCACUGUCUCCUCCUUCAACUUGGUAGGAAAAGAUUAUAAACCUAGAAGACAUGAAGAGACAUUGGAUCGACCAGCAGUGUUAUGCCACCAUGAAGGGCUCUAGGAUUAGUGCAGAAAAAUAUUCCAUAUGAAACAAUUGAUUUUAGAGAUGACGUGCAUGUCACCAGCAUAAAGUGAUAGGAAGAAUAGUUCAGACUCAUUUAUCAGUUGUCAAACAUGCUACAUAAAGAUUAACAUGCAGAAGUAAUGAAGUAAAAGUCAAAUAAAA